Microtus ochrogaster (prairie vole) is the source of this 1651-nucleotide messenger RNA. Its product is annotated as vomeronasal type-2 receptor 116-like. Lineage: Eukaryota; Metazoa; Chordata; Mammalia; Rodentia; Cricetidae. Gene Ontology annotation, biological process: G protein-coupled receptor signaling pathway. Gene Ontology annotation, molecular function: G protein-coupled receptor activity. The transcript is spliced from 5 exons. The record is from RefSeq and is a predicted model, not a curated record. The annotation marks the transcript as partial. Gene Ontology annotation, cellular component: plasma membrane.
AUGAUGUUCCCUCUGCUUUUUAUGUUUCAGGCUCUGCAGUAUUCCAGUUCUGUCUACUCCUUUGACCAUUCUCACUGUUCUACAAAGACAGGAGUCAGUGUGUACAAGGGUGGGGAUAUGGUGGUUGCUGCAUUUUUCCCACUGCACACUAUUGUAUAUGAUUCCAUCACUGAAGAUGUAAGCAGUAACAGCCUCUAUCAUCAGUUAAAUAUAAAUAACUACCAGAUUGUUCUGGCAAUGGUUUUUGCCAUUGAGGAGAUCAACAUGAACCCUCAUCUUUUACCCAAUGUGUCUCUGGGGUAUGAUAUCUAUAAUGUCCUGUAUAGUGAAUGGUCGACAUUGGAUAGAUGCAUCACAUGGCUAUCAGGGAAGAAAUAUAUAAGUAAUUACAACUGCAGGAAAGAAAUGAAGUCUGUUGCUGUACUCUCAGGAGUAUCCUGGAUAAUAUCUGCCCAGAUAGGAACACUGCUCGGACUCUACAAAUAUCCACAGCUGACCAUUGGGUCUUUUGAUCAUAACCUGAAUAAUCAUGAUCAGUUUCCUAAUCUCUAUCAAAUGGCCUCCAAGGACACAUCUCUGGCCAGUGGCAUUGUCUUAUUGUUGAAUUAUUUCCACUGGAAUUGGGUGGGGUUGAUUGUAUCUGAAGGACAAAAAGGUGUUCAGAUAAUCUCAGACCUGAGGGCAGAAAUGGACAGAAACAGAAUAUGCAUAGAUUUUGUGGAAAUGAUCCCAGUAAGUGAGGUAUCCUUUUUGGCACAGAAACAAUUGAAUCCUACACGGGUUCUGAAAUCAUCAGCAAAUGUGAUCAUCACCUAUGGGGACAGUGACUUUCUGAGAGGCUUCCUGUCUUAUUUAAAGCAGACUUUAGUUACAGGGAAAGUUUGGAUCAUGAACUCAGAAUGGAAUGAUAUCAACCAUUCAAAGCAUUUCAUUUUGCAGUCAUUGCAUGGGAGCCUCAUUUUCUCACAUCACCACAAAGAACUCUCUGGUUUCAGAAAUUUUACCCAAACACUUCACCCUUCCAAAUACCCAGAAGAUUUUUACCUUCAAAGGUUCUGGUUCUACUUUUUUAACUGCUCAUUUGCUGACAAUGACUGUACUACAAUUGAGAACUGUGUGCCUAAUGUUUCCUUGCAUGACUCACCUAACAACCAUUUUGAUAAGGUCAUGACCGAGUAUGCUUACAAUACAUACAAUGCUGUGUAUGCUGUGGCCCAUGGCCUUCAUGAGAUGCUUCUUCACCAAGUAGAAGUAAAACCAUUAAGAAAGGCAGAAGAAUUGAUGUUUUCAGCCUGGCAGCUGCACCCUUUUCUAAAAGACAAGCAGUUUACUAAUCAUGCUGGAGAACAAGUGAAUUUGAAUGAGAAAAUGAAACUGAAUGCAGAGUAUGACAUUCUCAACUAUUGGAACUUUCCAGAAGGUCUAGGACUUAAAGUAAAAGUUGGACAGUUUUCCCCAUAUAGUCCACUUGGUCAACAAUUAUCUUUAUCUGAGGACAUGAUAGAAUGGGCCACAGGAAUUACAGAGACUCCCCAGUCUGUCUGCAGUGAAAGUUGUAGUCCUGGAUUCAGAAAAUCCCUCCCAGAAGGAAAUGUGGCUUGUUGUUUUGACUGCACUCUGUGUCCAGAGAAUGAGAUUUCCAAUGAGACUG